Molecule: messenger RNA, 822 nt
Organism: Eufriesea mexicana
Lineage: Eukaryota; Metazoa; Arthropoda; Insecta; Hymenoptera; Apidae
Gene: PIG-C
Product: phosphatidylinositol glycan anchor biosynthesis class C
Exons: 1
Coding region: 1-822 (273 amino acids)
Biological process (GO): GPI anchor biosynthetic process
Cellular component (GO): membrane; glycosylphosphatidylinositol-N-acetylglucosaminyltransferase (GPI-GnT) complex
Source: RefSeq, a predicted model, not a curated record
AUGAGAUUAGAGGUACAAUGGCAAAAAAAUUUAUAUGAAAAUUAUGGUUUGCCAGAUAAUUAUACAGAUAGCUCAUUUUUGGAACAAUUACGUAAAAACAUAAAACCAAAUAAUGUGACAUUAAUAGAAGCAAUAAGUUUUGGCGCUAGUAUAUGUAUCCAAUUAAAUAUUGUGAUUCUUUUUGUUAUAAUAUUUAUUUGGUUAAACAAUGAGUGGACCAGUCCUGAUAUCAUAUUUAUAUUUGGUGUAAUAUUUACAAUAUUUGGCUAUUUUGUAUACUGUUUGAAAGAGCCAAGUAUUUUAAUUGAAUUAACAAAACAUGUUAGAACUGUAUUGAUUUUUCUUACAUUUGGAUAUAUUUUAUCACCUGUUUUAAAAACUUUAACUGAAACCAUUAGUACAGAUACGAUUUAUGCUAUGACAAUAUUAAUGUUCUUUGUACAUUUAAUAUUUAGCAAAUAUGGUUCAAUGCAAAUCUCCUUGUCAGAUUCUUUAUCCAUAACAUCUUCAAUUUUUGGCUCUUUAAUGUUAGCAUCUAGAUUGGCAUCCCCAUUACAUGCUUUUUCUCUUCUUACUGUUUCUGUACAAUGUUUUGUUUUAUUACCAUUUUUAAUGCAUAAAUUAAAUAGCAAAAUACUUAUAUCAAGUUUUUUAACACUAAGUACUUUGUACUUUCUUUUAUUGGUUUCACAAACUCUUUCUUAUGUAUUUAUUGCAUCCAUAAUAUUUUUACAUUUUAUUUGUCCUUAUUGGUAUGUAAGAUGUCAAAAGUAUAAGGAUAAUAUUUAUGGACCAUGGGAUGAGGCUGUUAUUACAUCUUAA